CCCUUUAUCUGCAGCCUCCAGCCGGGAGCAAGGCAAGGGGUAAGCAGCUCUGACAACCAGAUGCAGAUUCGCAGAGCAGGUGGAAGGACACUUUUGGCGGGGAGACUCUCCUUCAGCCGUGCAAGCAUGGAGCGAGGCUGGAGACACGCCGCUGCCCUCUGGGUCCUGGUUCUCUGGGCCUCCGGCUCAUCUCACAAGGGGCUUGGAAACCUGGGCGCCAGCUUCGACAGCAAAGCUGCGUAUCUAUUGACGGAGGACCGUUCGGACCUCAAGUGUUUCACCCAGCAGCUGGAAGACCUGGCCUGCUUCUGGGAGACAUUUGUACCCCUGAAGGAGCAAAACAACCAGAGUGUGUACAGCUUUGGAUACAAAUAUGAGGAUGACGACUCUUUGAAAUUGUGUAACUUGACUGUGGAGUACACACCCCGGAAUACAACGCGAUACACUUGCUUCUUUCCAAGGCAAGAUGUUUCAGCCUUUUCCCCUCUUGAGAUCAAGGUCUUUGAUCGGCGCUCCCCCAAGAGCACUCUGUACAACAGAACGAUCUUUGUGGAAAAACUACUUUUCCUGGACCCCCCCUCUAACCUGGCAGUGCAGCUGUUGGGGCCUCCGGGACAGCUGAAUGUGAGCUGGCAGCCCCCCAUUCAAUACAUGGACAAUAGCAUCCGCUAUGAGAUGGCCAUCUUCCAUAAGGGUAGCAUAGUCCAGCGGGUGGAGAUUUCCAAUGGGCAGACAUAUUACCUCCGGAAUCUCAAAGGAGGAACCCGCUACACGUUGGCUGUGCGGGCCAAGCCAAACGGAGUCAGCUUUGAUGGCUUCUGGAGUGGAUGGUCGCAGACAGCAUCGGCAAUGAUACCCAGUGAACUGGACCCCCUCAUCCUGACGCUGUCUGUCGUUCUGGCGCUGAUCGUCCUGCUGUUGGCUUUCCUUACCCUGAUGUUUAACCGAAGAUUUUUGAAGAAGAAGAUCUGGCCUGCAAUCCCCACCCCAGAGCGUGAAUUCAAGGACCUUUUCACUAUUUACAAGGGGAACUUCCAGUUAUGGCUGGGGCAUCAAAGCACCUACCUGUGGUGGAGCCAGAACUCUCCUUACCUGGAGGAGCAGCCGUUUUUGGUGGAAAUCCUGUCUGAAUGCGAUGUCCGCAAGGUGGAUGGCCCUCCCGUUCCUCCGCUCCUUCCCCCCAAGGCACGUGGCGUGGGGGAAUUCCCUCGCAACCCAGAAGUCUCCCAAGAUGAUUACCUGAUACUGGAUGAAGACUUGGUGCCGUGCUGCUUAGGAGGGGAUGCGUCCCUGCUCUUGCUGGCCAGCAACAGCAGCGAGGGCACAGAUCCGGCCCUCGACGCAGGAGUAGGGACGCCAGACAACAGCCAGGCCUCUUCUAGCUUCGAGUACACUGUGUUUGACCCCAGCUCAAAGAGUCUGUCCCCACAACAUCGCCACAUCGAGCCGGAGCUCAAGAGCAGUUACCAGAUGGUGUCUGACUCUGGGAUCUCUGCCGACUAUAGCCUGGUGGAGUCCAACGCUGGCCAGAUGAGCUUAUACACCAACCUCUGUGAUGGAGGGCCGCAGCCGUUCCUGCCCACCUACAUUGUGUGCUCGUAGCAGCAGUGAUCAGCAGGAGAACUGAGGCAGCGAGAUGCUAUCCCAGGAGCCUGGCACCUCCCACUUCCUUCCUGGUUCUAGCAAAACGCCAGGGGAAGCCAGUGGACACAGCUGUGGGGCCUCCAAAGCUCCAGUUGGGCCCAAGUCGCUCUUGGAGGAGGAAGAGAGGUUUGCAAAAUGCACGGAAAGGUGAUGAAGGACGUAAGAAGAACCCUGCUGGAUCAGGCCCAUCUAGACCAGCAUCCUGUUCUCACAGUGGCCAACUGGAUGUCUCAACAGGAAACCAUUGAGCAGAAGACGAAGCAGAACAUGAGCACCACAGCACUCUCCCAUCCCCUGGUUUCCAGCAACUGGUGUUCAGAAACAUUUCUACCUCGCAACUGUGGAGGUAGCGCAUAGCCAUCCCGGCUAAUAGCCCUUGAUAGCCCUCUCCUCCAUGAAUUUGCCGGAUCCCUUUUUUAAAAAGCCGUCCUAUUUUGAAUGAGGAAGGGGCAGGAGGCCCACGAAAGAGACUUGCUGUUCCCACAACAACCCUUUGAAGCAGUCGUUUCUAACAUUAAAUGUGCUGUGGCAUCUUUCUUUCAUUUGUACUCACCCCCAGGCAAGUGCGUUCU
Messenger RNA from Podarcis raffonei (Aeolian wall lizard), 2216 nucleotides. RefSeq names its product erythropoietin receptor (gene EPOR). The transcript is spliced from 8 exons. Gene Ontology annotation, molecular function: protein binding; cytokine receptor activity. The record is from RefSeq and is a predicted model, not a curated record. Gene Ontology annotation, biological process: positive regulation of cell population proliferation; hemopoiesis; cytokine-mediated signaling pathway. Gene Ontology annotation, cellular component: membrane; external side of plasma membrane. Bases 61 to 1602 code for a protein of 513 amino acids. NCBI's taxonomy places the organism in Eukaryota, Metazoa, Chordata, Lepidosauria, Squamata, Lacertidae.